This is a messenger RNA of Micropterus salmoides (largemouth bass), 3524 nucleotides long. RefSeq names its product dnaJ homolog subfamily C member 11-like. Gene Ontology annotation, biological process: cristae formation. Lineage: Eukaryota; Metazoa; Chordata; Actinopteri; Centrarchiformes; Centrarchidae. The record is from RefSeq and is a predicted model, not a curated record. The transcript has 16 exons. Bases 17 to 1750 code for a protein of 577 amino acids.
CUCGUCUGGCUGACCAAUGAGCUGGCAGAGCACUGAAGGAGUGGGCGGGAGCGUGCCAAACGCAAACAUGGCGGCGUCCUUAGAUGAUGAUUUUGAGUUUAAUAAUCAGGACUACUACUCUCUACUCAACGUCAGGAAAGAGGCUACAUUGGAAGAGUUAAAGGCAUCAUAUCGGAGGCUGUGUAUGCUCUACCAUCCUGACAAACAUCGAGACCCAGAGCUGAAAAGCCAGGCCGAACAGCUCUUCAACCAGGUGCACCAGGCAUAUGAAGUGCUGAGUGAUGCUCACUCCAGAGCCAUCUAUGACAUCUUUGGAAAGAAAGGGCUGGAGGUGGAAGGCUGGGAGGUGGUGGAGAGGAAGAGAACUCCAGCAGAAAUCCGAGAGGAAUACGAAAGGCUGCAGAGAGAAAGAGAAGAGAGGAGACUGCAGCAAAGAACUAACCCCAAGGGAACCAUCAGCGUGGGUGUGGAUGCAACAGACCUGUUUGACCGCUAUGAUGAGGACUUUGAAGAGAUGCCAGGAGGAGGGUUUCCUCAUAUUGAAAUCAACAAGAUGCACAUUUCCCAGUCCAUAGAGGCUCCGUUGACGAACUCUGACACAGCAGUGCUCUCUGGUUCGCUAUCUACACACAAUGGGAACGGAGGGGGCAACAUUAACAUGACCGUACGAAGGGUUACGUCAGCCAAAGGCUGGGGAGAGGUGGAAUUUGGUGCAGGAGACAUACUUGGACCUCUAAUUGGGUUAAAGGUGUUUCGCAACCUCACUCAACGGUGUUUCUUGACAGCCCAGUGCGGCUUGCAGUUCUCCCCUCGAGGUUUGCGGCCAAGCUGUUCUCUGAUGACGGCACGCCACCUGGAUCAGAACACCAUGGGUUAUCUGCAGUGGCGCUGGGGACCCAACAGCGCCAUGACCACCAGCCUGGUCCGCGACACAAAGAGCAGCCACUUUACUCUAGCUCUGCAGCUGGGUGUGCCUCACUCCUACCUGAUGAUGAGCUACCAGUACAAGUUCCAGGAUGAGGACCAGACCAAAGUUAAAGGCUCUGUGAAGACGGGCUGGUUUGGUACUGUGGUGGAAUACGGAGCAGAGAGGAAGAUCAGCCGACACAGUGUCCUGUCAGCCACUGUCAGCAUCGGGGUCCCUCAGGGAGUCACGCUCAAAAUCAAGUUGGCACGUGCCAGUCAAACGUACCUGUUUCCAGUCCACCUAACAGAUCAGCUUCUACCCAGUGCGGUCUUCUAUGCCACCGUGGGACCCCUUCUGGUCUACAUGGUCGUCCACAGACUGAUUAUCAUCCCAUAUACGCAAGCACAGAAAGAGCAAGAGCUGGAGCUGCAGAGGAAGAGCUCAGCCACAGACAUCGCCAAGAAGAAGCAGGAGGCAGAGUCUGCCGUUCUGCUGAUGCAGGAGUCUGUGAGGAGAAUCAUAGAAGCGGAAGAAUCCAAGAUGGGCCUGAUCAUCCUGAAUGCCUGGUAUGGAAAGUUUGUGUCGGACACCAGCCAGAAGCAGGAGAAAGCAAAGGUCAUCGACGUCACUGUGCCUCUGCAGUGCCUGGUCAAGGACUCCAAACUCAUCCUCACCGAGUCCUCUAAGGCAGGGUUGCCGGGAUUCUACGACCCCUGUGUAGGAGAGGAGAAGAGUCUCAAAUUACUGUACCAAUUCAGAGGCGUCAUGCACCAAGUGAUCUCUGCAGACGCCGAGUCGCUAAGGAUACCCAAGCAAUCUCACAGAAUUGAUUCUGAGUCCUAGGAGCCCACCACCGUUGGGAGCACAAGAGGGCAAAUGCAGAUAAAAACAGACUUUGUGUACACAAAAGAACAAAUGGAGGAGACACAUCAACAAUUAGUCUGUUUCUCUCCCUCUGGUCCUCUCCUGUCAUGAUAUUAGUGAGUCUGUUCAUCGAGUUCCUCCACUCCUCCCUUUCCUGUGGGCCGACAGAAUACAGGAGUCGGCUCAGUUUCUACAAGGCUGUUACCCUUUGUGUCUCUUAGUCUGCUACAGCUGACAGGGCUGCUCAAAUUAUCUGCCUGCUGCAAGAGAUCAGACAUUGGCCCUGAAAAUAGUUUUAUAUAUGCACUACUACAGAGGAACAUGGUGAAAGUGCACAGAUAAAUUUAAACAUGUUUCUUGGCAUGUGUUAAGUCAAGUAUAUACAAAUGAGCUGUGUUGUAGUUUUAUCACAUAUCACUGUAGUCUUCAGUGUGUGUGUGUGUGUGUGUGUGUGUGUGUGUGUCACCCUGGUAGUUUGAAUCGAAUAAUGUCAUAACAUACCAGUCAUGUCACCAACUCGUGCAAAUAUUUAGUAUCACUGCAGGAUCGUGUCUCAGUGACUCUGAGGCAGGCCAGGACUAAGGAGUGAUUGUGUUACUUGUAUUUUUGUUGAAAUUUCUCAUCCUUAUUUAUUAUGCCUUUUAGUGACAUGUCUGCUGCUCAUGAGGGUGCCAGUCAGCAGGGGUAAAAUGGUGCUGAAACUUACAUCUGUGACGGUUGAUGGGGGGGGGGGGUUGCGAUAGGCCGAUAGAGAUGCCCUUUGAUGGUUCCGAUCCAACCAGUGAGACAGGCUUGAAGUCUUCAUACAGAUUUUUUAAUAUCUCAGGCUAGACUGCAAUUUAAAGGCAGAAAUUCCACUUAGACUUGAGUUAAUUGAUUAUAUCUGUGCAGUUGCAGCCAAAACAGAAUUUCUUAGUAUGAUUUUUAAUACACUGAAGGUUAUAGUUUGUAUUUUACUAAGAAUUUAUGGCUGGGUUGCGACCAGUUGGUCAACUCUUAAAGUCAUGAAGGCUCAGCGCAGUGAUGUUGACAUUUGGAAAUCUAGUAUCCUAUGUUGUACUAGAAGUACAGUAAAUUUUUAAUAUCAAAUGCACAUUACAACUGUGAACCCAACAUUUAAUCAAGACUUUAUUCUAUGUUCUAAACUGUUUAUGUGUUAGUAGUUGUUAAAAGUGGAUUUCCACUGGAACCACAAAGGGAAACAUGAAAGAGCGAGAGUUAGUAAGUUACUCCUCAUUUUGUUGGGGGGAUCCCUGAAAACACUAUUAAACUGUAGCAUACAAAUGGCAUUUUAUUAAAUACAAAAGUAAUAUUUUGCACACAAGGCAUUUACAAGACAUAUUAGAGGCUUGUCAUGAAAGUGGUGCUGAAGCCUGUAACUGAAGCUGUACGCUUUUACUGAACUCCAGAGUUUGCAUUGAAGAAGUGCUGACCAGUCAGGUUGGCUUUAUAUACACGGUGCCCUACUUUGAUUCAUUUUAAGUUUUCCAUUGUUGUGAUAGGCCUGUCUUGCUUUGGGGUCACUAUUACAGCAGCCAUUUUUCACUGAUCAUGUUUGUAGAAUUUGUCUUACUUUUUUUUUGUUUUACAAGUGUUCUGUAAAGUAUUUUGACAGGUCAGCUGGUCACCUCUGCUCUAGUGCCACCAUGAGGCCAGCACAAAGACUGCUAAUCCCGUCAUAGUAUGUAAAUGUACUGCUUCGGUUGAGGAGCCUGUGUUCCCUGUAAAGAGUACAAUAAAUAUGAACAGAUCA